Molecule: messenger RNA, 2712 nt
Organism: Xylona heveae TC161
Lineage: Eukaryota; Fungi; Ascomycota; Xylonomycetes; Xylonales; Xylonaceae
Exons: 1
Coding region: 293-2485 (730 amino acids)
Molecular function (GO): DNA binding
Source: RefSeq, a predicted model, not a curated record
UAGGAGUCUCUCGAAGGAUCGAACAGAAGCUGGACCUGCAUUAAAUGCACAGGUCCCAGCUCCUCCCACGAUAUCCCAGAAGAGUUCUGUACCUGAGGAGCGUUCUGCAUGGAACUCUGGAGUGCCAUCAAAAAAUGCGCCAUCUGUGUCCUCCUCAGUAUCGAAAAGUUCUACACAGACUGGAUCUCACUUCCGUGGUCCUGCACUAGAUGCCCAACCUGGGAAGCAGGUUGAAAGCACUGCAUCCAAGUCUACAGACAACCGAUCCAACUCUGUUACUGCGGCGCCUGCCAUGCCGUCGGUAAUCGGUCCGCCACAGAGCCUUCCACCGCCGACGAAUCCCCCUCAAAAGACGCCUGGGACGAUCUGGCCUCAGGCCAAGAAGGCCUUACUGGCUGAAGCCGCGGCAAAAGGCCUAAUGGCUGCACCAGAGAACAGCGGGAAGCACAUUACUCCGAAAGAGAUUUGUAGCUUCCUUGACCUCAAUCCCAGUUAUAUUGAGUUGUGCGAGCAUUUGGAAGGCAAAGGAUUCCAUCUUGCAAGGGGCACUUUUGCAAGACUUUUGUUAGCUGCGGCGCCAGACGUUGUUUCAUCCUCACCAGGAUCUGGUGCGCGGGGUACUGGCCAGAUUGCUCCUUCUGUACAGCAAGGCGCAAGACCUCCUUCAACGCCAAAUCUAGCAAUGCAGCCACAAAAAGUCGCUGCGCAGCAGCAGCUUUCAAAGGAAGCAGGGAAUGCACCAAUUGUUUUCACCGACGCCGCUUCGCCUGCGGUCCUCAAACGCGGCCGCGGCAGGCCACGAAAAACAGACAGCCCUAUGCAAACGCAACCAAGGAGCAUGCCGCCACAGUACCCCAUUACACGUGCUGAUGAAUCAGCUGCCGUCAAACGGAGCCGCGGUAGGCCACGAAAAUACGCUUCUCCUCCCGUACCGGAGCAAGUAAAUCAAUCAAAGCAAGAGAUGCCGCAAGGCAACGGAGUCCCCCUUCCCACAUUUCCUACGGUCGAUGAACCUUCUCCACUUGUGAGCGGUUACUUUCAAGCAUUGACCCCUCAUGAAGGCUCAGAUUCACGUCAGCCAUCCGUUGCUCAGCUGCUGCAAUCUGAUGAAAGAGAGACCCAAUCGUCAAGGGGUAAUGAGCACCUAGAGCAGAAUGAUCAGUUGAGUAAUGCUGAGGAGAGUACGUUGCAAAGUAGUAAAAUCCCCGGUGACCAACAAGCGGGACUGUCCACAGGCUCUUUCCAGGGCAACAGUGAGAGAAAUGGAUUUAUUCCUACAGUCGCUCCUGAAAGAAACGUCCCGCCUGUUUUGAAAGAUCCGUCGAAAGAAGCAGAGCAGACGAAUCGAUCUGAACUGUAUGCACCUGCUGUCUAUAUGGACCUGGGUCGGGGUCAGAAGCAGCAGAUUGCGGAAGGCUCUACUGAGAAGCAAGAAUUCUUGUCCGAAUUUACUUCUUCAUCUGCUGGCGAGAAGACAACAACGACGCCUUUCAUUGCCACUGAAGUGGGUGCAUUCAGUAGACCUAAGUUGGCUCCACAUUCUGGGACUGCUUCUCAGAAAAUGGCUUACCCCGAAACUCGAGAUGAUGCUCCGUUAAACGGGUCCAAAAACAAGCCUGGAGGAGUCAACUGGAUACCCUUUCCAUCCAGCAGCAGUACGCAGAGAGUGCUAGUUGGCGGUGGUGCUGCCUCCGGGCCGCCUGUUCGCGAAAGUACAGUGAAUAAUGUACCUAAGCGAGCCGAGACUCCUCAGCAACGAACCCUGACCGUUAGCCAACCUCUUAACGCGUCCACACGCGCUUUAUCUAAAGAGGCAUCUGCUAGAAAGCGGACUUUUAAUGACAUCGUUGACCUUUCUCAAGACAUUUCCGACAACGAGGAAGAUACAGAAUCGUACUAUUCUCAAAAACUUCGAAAGUCGGAUAAUGAUCAAGAUACAGUUGCAACUAGAGUGUCUGAGGUGAAGAUCGGGGAGAGUUCACAGCUGGGCACGCCCGACGCACAGCUAAAAAGUCGUGAUCUCACCGCAUUCAUGAAUCCCGCGGAAGUAAAUAAUCGCUUUCAGCAUGCUACAAUUGUCACUAAAUUCGACAAAAAGGGUGCUCUCAGAAAGUCCGCCUACAAUCCAAAAACCAUCGCACGUGACGUCCUCCUAGCCUCUGGACGCCAUCCUUCUAUGCGACCUUUGAACGCCCACUUUGAGAUAAUCAAAGCAAAUUUUACACAAGUUGAUAGUUCGUCCGACCUGUCUACUUUCAAAUGGGACUUAGUUGACCCGGGGGACCCUAUAAUUCGGUCAGGAGCUCCAGCAAAUCCACCGCAGAGAAGCCAAGACCCUGUGGUUCACGGAAAUUCUUCUAUGUUGAACACGAAAAAAGGUAGCAGUCGAACAGUUCCCACAAAAUCACCGAUAGUUUUGCUUGAUAGUUCUUCUGAAGCCGAAGGAGGUAAGAGCCCACGUCCAUUUAGUGAUCGAAGUUACUAACGCCUCUGACAGCAGACAAGACAGCAAGUGCUCGACCUCAGGGAGUUGAGCCACCACGUCAAAUGCGGUCCAGUGUGAGUGUGAGCACUCCUAUGGGCGGUCACCAUGGAGAUCCCAGUGACAGUACCGGGACAAUUCCCGAACCCACUACAUUACCACGUGCUAGGUCGGUCCGUCUCCAGCCUUCUAGUCAGACAUCUGGCAACCCACGUCAAGUUCAAGGCCAG